Molecule: messenger RNA, 1182 nt
Organism: Halteromyces radiatus
Lineage: Eukaryota; Fungi; Mucoromycota; Mucoromycetes; Mucorales; Cunninghamellaceae
Product: diacylglycerol acyltransferase
Exons: 4
Coding region: 60-1151 (363 amino acids)
Biological process (GO): triglyceride biosynthetic process
Cellular component (GO): endoplasmic reticulum membrane
Molecular function (GO): diacylglycerol O-acyltransferase activity
Source: RefSeq, a predicted model, not a curated record
AUUAUAUAGCAUUCAUUGUAUUAACUUUUUUAUUCAUUCUCAUAAUAUAUUAUUCUCAUAUGACAACUACAACACAUACAACAGAAAAAACAACUACAUUUACUACUGAUUGUAUUAGUGAUUCAAUGGUAAAACAAAAACGCGUCUAUUAUAAUGCAGCACCUUUGAAUAUUCCUUGGAAACGAAGACGACAAAUGCUUUCCAUUAUUAUUUGGUUAUCAAUGUCAUUAUCAAUGGCAGCUCUAUUUUUAACUUAUUGGACUCACCCUGUAAUGUUUCCUUUGGCCAUUAUAUACAUGUCUUGGAUUCUAUUGGAUCGUGCACCAGAAACUGGAGGUAGAAGAAUUCAAUGGGUAAGAGAAUGGUCUCUUUGGACUUUUAUUGCUGAAUACUUUCCUAUCAAAGUCAUCAAGGAACAAGAUUUGGAUCCAAAAAAUAAUUAUUUGUUUGGGUAUCAUCCACAUGGGAUUUUGGCGUUUGGUGCAGUAUCAUUAUUUGUAACAGAAGGUAGUGGUUUCUCUAAAUUGUUUCCCGGCAUCAUACCGCGGUUGAUGACACUUUCAACCAAUUUUCGAAUUCCAUUUUAUCGUGAACUCCUUUUAUCUAUGGGUUUUUGUUCGGCAUCUCGGUCAUCUUGUGAAUCUGCUCUUAAAUCUGGUCCUGGUCAAUCCAUUGCUAUUGUAAUUGGUGGUGCAGAAGAAGCUUUAACUUCAUGUCCUGGAACAAAUAAAUUAGUAUUGAAAAGAAGAUUGGGAUUUAUUCGACUGGCAAUUCGACAACAAGCGUCCUUAGUCCCAGUAUUUAGUUUUGGUGAAUCAAAUCUUUAUGAUCAAUACAGUGUUGCUAAAGGAUCAACUAUAGGUCGAAUUCAAAGUUUUAUGAAGAAAUGGUUUGGAAUUUCUGCCCCUUUGUUUUAUGGUCGUGGUAUCUUUAAUUAUGAUUUUGGUUUAAUACCAUAUCGAAGACCAGUAGUGAUCAUAGUUGGAAAACCAAUCUCAGUACCAAAAAUGGAAGAAGGUCAAAUAGAACCUAGCAAAGAACAAAUCUUAGAUGUACAAGCUCAAUAUAUUAAGGAACUGACAGCCAUCUAUGACAAUUACAAGGAUAUUUACGCAAAAGAUCGACAACAAGAUUUACAAAUCAUUGCUUAGACUUCCACUCCCUCAUUUUGAUUAGUCCUCC